This is a messenger RNA of Arabis nemorensis, 753 nucleotides long. NCBI's taxonomy places the organism in Eukaryota, Viridiplantae, Streptophyta, Magnoliopsida, Brassicales, Brassicaceae. The record is from the annotation of a GenBank genome assembly.
AUGGUGAAGAGUUACCCGGAAGUGAAGGAAGAGUACAAGAAAGAUAUUAUAAGAUGCAAGAGAAAGCUCCGUGGUCUUAUCGCCGAGAAACACUGUGCUCCCAUCGUCCUCCGUCUUGCAUGGCAUUCGGCUGGGACAUUUGAUGUGAAGACGAAGACGGGAGGACCGUUUGGGACGAUAAGGCAUCCACAAGAGCUAGCUCAUGAUGCUAACAAUGGUCUUGAUAUUGCCAUUAGGCUUCUUGAGCCCAUCAAGGAGCUGUUCCCCAUCUUGUCCUACGCUGAUUUCUACCAGCUGGCUGGAGUUGUUGCUGUUGAGAUUACUGGAGGACCCGAGAUUCCAUUCCAUCCUGGUAGACUGGACAAAGUUGAGCCACCUCCUGAAGGUCGUCUGCCUCAGGCCACCAAAGGCGUCGAUCAUCUUAGAGAUGUGUUUGGUCGAAUGGGACUCAGUGACAAAGAUAUCGUUGCUUCGUCUGGUGGACACACCUUGGGUCGGUGCCACAAGGAGCGCUCAGGAUUCGAGGGACCAUGGACACAAAACCCUCUCAUUUUCGACAACUCCUAUUUCAAAGAGAUACUAAGUGGAGAGAAAGAAGGACUUCUUCAACUACCAACAGACAAGGCUCUUCUCGAGGAUCCUCUGUUUCGUCCUCUCGUUGAGAGAUAUGCAGCAGAUGAGGAUGCCUUCUUCGAGGACUAUACUGAAGCUCAUCUGAAGCUGUCAGAACUCGGGUUUGCCGACAAGGAGUAA